Callorhinus ursinus (northern fur seal) is the source of this 6312-nucleotide messenger RNA. Lineage: Eukaryota; Metazoa; Chordata; Mammalia; Carnivora; Otariidae. The record is from RefSeq and is a predicted model, not a curated record.
AUGCAAACUCCCAGCCUGCCUGCCUGCCUACUGUUGCCAGUACUUCUUACUCUUGCUGGAGAUGACAUUCAGCCAGCUCCCCAGCCCCGACGCUUCGUUAUGUAAGGCUGUCUAGGUCAAGUGUAGGAGACCCACUGCUGGCCUGCGAAAACUCAUGGAACUCUUCCUUCAGAUUAACACUUCAGGGACUAUGGAAGCUGGAGGAAGCUGAGCUUUUACUACAUCUUUUGGGGGACUUUCAUAUGCAGAGUAAAUGGUAAUUAAAAUGUGCAGGAUGACAAGAUGGAGCAAACAGUGCUUGUACCACCAGGACCUGACAGCUUCAACUUCUUCACCAGAGAAUCUCUUGCGGCUAUUGAGAGACGCAUUGCAGAAGAAAAGGCUAAGAAUCCCAAACCAGACAAGAAAGAUGAUGACGAAAAUGGCCCAAAGCCAAAUAGUGACUUGGAAGCUGGAAAGAACCUUCCUUUUAUUUAUGGAGACAUCCCUCCAGAGAUGGUGUCAGAGCCGCUGGAGGACCUGGACCCAUACUAUAUCAAUAAAAAAACUUUUAUAGUAUUGAAUAAAGGGAAGGCCAUCUUCCGGUUCAGUGCCACCUCUGCCCUGUACAUUUUAACUCCCUUCAAUCCUCUUAGGAAAAUAGCUAUUAAGAUUUUGGUACAUUCAUUAUUCAGCAUGCUAAUUAUGUGCACUAUUUUGACAAACUGUGUGUUUAUGACAAUGAGUAACCCUCCUGACUGGACAAAGAAUGUAGAGUACACCUUCACAGGAAUAUAUACUUUUGAGUCACUUAUAAAAAUUAUUGCAAGGGGCUUCUGUUUAGAAGACUUUACUUUCCUUCGGGACCCGUGGAACUGGCUUGACUUCACUGUCAUUACAUUUGCAUACGUGACAGAGUUUGUGGACCUGGGCAAUGUCUCAGCACUAAGAACAUUCAGAGUUCUCCGAGCACUGAAAACAAUUUCAGUCAUUCCAGGCCUGAAGACCAUUGUGGGGGCUCUGAUCCAGUCAGUGAAGAAGCUCUCCGAUGUCAUGAUCCUGACUGUGUUCUGUCUGAGCGUGUUUGCGCUGAUUGGGCUGCAGCUGUUCAUGGGCAACCUGCGGAAUAAGUGUGUACAAUGGCCUCCCACCAAUGCUUCCCUGGAGGAACACAGUAUAGAGAGGAAUGUAACUAUGAAUUACAAUGGCACGCUUGUCAAUGAAACCUACUUUGAGUUUGACUGGAAAUCAUAUAUUCAAGAUACAAGAUAUCAUUAUUUUCUGGAGGGUGUUUUGGAUGCACUACUAUGUGGAAAUAGCUCUGAUGCAGGUCAAUGUCCAGAAGGAUAUGUGUGUGUGAAAGCCGGUAGAAAUCCUAAUUAUGGCUAUACAAGCUUUGAUACCUUCAGUUGGGCUUUUUUAUCUCUGUUUCGACUGAUGACUCAGGACUUCUGGGAAAAUCUGUAUCAACUGACGUUACGUGCUGCUGGAAAAACAUACAUGAUCUUUUUUGUGCUGGUCAUUUUCUUGGGCUCAUUCUAUCUGAUAAAUUUGAUCCUGGCUGUGGUGGCCAUGGCCUAUGAGGAACAGAAUCAGGCCACCUUGGAAGAGGCAGAACAGAAAGAGGCUGAAUUUCAGCAGAUGCUUGAACAGCUUAAAAAGCAACAGGAGACAGCUCAGCAGGCAGCGGCGGUCACUGCCUCAGAGCAUUCCAGAGAACCUAGUGCCGCUGGGGGGCUCUCUGACAGCUCAUCCGAAGCCUCCAAGUUGAGUUCGAAGAGUGCAAAGGAAAGAAGAAAUCGGAGAAAGAAAAGAAAACAGAAAGAGCAGUCUGGUGGGGAAGAGAAAGAUGAGGAUGAAUUCCAUAAAUCUGAGUCUGAAGACAGCAUCAGGAGGAAAGGGUUUCGCUUCUCCAUAGAAGGGAAUCGAUUGACAUAUGAAAAGAGGUACUCCUCCCCACACCAGUCUUUGUUGAGCAUCCGUGGCUCCCUAUUUUCUCCAAGGCGAAAUAGCAGAACAAGCCUUUUCAGCUUUAGAGGGCGAGCAAAGGAUGUGGGAUCGGAGAAUGACUUUGCUGAUGAUGAGCACAGCACCUUUGAGGAUAACGAGAGCCGGAGAGACUCUUUGUUUGUGCCCCGACGACAUGGAGAGCGACGCAACAGUAACCUGAGUCAGACCAGUAGGUCUUCCCGGAUGCUGGCAGUGUUUCCAGCGAAUGGGAAGAUGCACAGCACCGUGGAUUGCAAUGGUGUGGUUUCCUUGGUUGGUGGACCUUCAGUUCCUACAUCGCCUGUUGGACAGCUUCUGCCAGAGGUGAUAAUAGAUAAGCCAGCUACUGAUGACAAUGGAACAACCACUGAAACAGAGAUGAGGAAGAGAAGGUCAAGUUCUUUCCACAUUUCCAUGGACUUUCUAGAAGAUCCUUCCCAAAGGCAAAGAGCAAUGAGUAUAGCCAGCAUUUUAACAAAUACAGUAGAAGAACUUGAAGAAUCCAGACAGAAAUGCCCACCCUGUUGGUAUAAAUUUUCCAACAUAUUCUUAAUCUGGGACUGUUCACCAUAUUGGUUAAAAGUGAAACAUAUUGUCAACCUGGUUGUGAUGGACCCAUUUGUUGACCUGGCCAUCACCAUCUGUAUUGUCUUAAAUACUCUUUUCAUGGCCAUGGAGCACUAUCCAAUGACAGAACAUUUCAAUAAUGUGCUUGCAGUAGGAAACUUGGUUUUCACUGGAAUCUUUACAGCAGAAAUGUUUCUGAAAAUUAUUGCCAUGGAUCCUUACUAUUAUUUCCAAGAAGGCUGGAAUAUCUUUGAUGGUUUUAUUGUGACACUUAGCCUGGUAGAACUUGGCCUCGCCAAUGUGGAAGGAUUAUCAGUUCUCCGUUCAUUCCGACUGCUUCGAGUUUUCAAGUUGGCAAAAUCUUGGCCAACAUUAAAUAUGCUAAUCAAGAUCAUCGGCAAUUCAGUGGGGGCUCUGGGUAACCUCACCUUAGUGUUGGCCAUCAUUGUCUUCAUUUUUGCCGUGGUCGGUAUGCAGCUCUUUGGUAAAAGCUACAAAGAUUGUGUCUGCAAGAUCUCCACCAGCUGUGAGCUCCCACGCUGGCACAUGCAUGACUUCUUCCACUCCUUCCUGAUUGUGUUCCGCGUGUUGUGUGGAGAGUGGAUAGAGACCAUGUGGGACUGUAUGGAGGUCGCUGGUCAAGCCAUGUGCCUUACUGUCUUCAUGAUGGUCAUGGUGAUUGGAAACCUGGUGGUCCUGAACCUCUUUCUGGCCUUGCUUCUGAGCUCAUUUAGUGCAGACAAUCUUGCAGCCACGGAUGAUGAUAAUGAAAUGAACAAUCUCCAAAUAGCUGUGGACAGGAUGCACAAGGGAAUAGCUUACGUGAAGAGAAAAAUAUAUGAAUUUAUUCAACAAUCCUUUGUUAGAAAACAAAAGAUUUUAGAUGAAAUUAAACCACUUGAUGACCUAAACAAUAAGAAAGACAGUUGUAUGUCCAAUCAUACAACAGAAAUUGGAAAAGAUCUUGACUAUCUUAAAGAUGUGAAUGGAACCACAAGUGGAAUAGGAACCGGCAGCAGUGUUGAAAAAUACAUUAUUGAUGAAAGUGAUUACAUGUCAUUCAUAAAUAAUCCCAGCCUCACUGUGACUGUACCAAUUGCUGUCGGAGAGUCUGACUUUGAAAAUUUAAACACAGAGGACUUCAGUAGUGAAUCAGAUCUCGAGGAAAGCAAAGAGAAACUGAAUGGAAGCAGUAGUUCCUCUGAAGGCAGCACUGUAGACAUUGGGGCACCUGCAGAAGAACAGCCUGUAGUGGAACCUGAGGAAACCCUUGAACCUGAAGCCUGUUUCACUGAAGGCUGUGUACAAAGAUUUAAAUGUUGUCAAAUCAGUGUGGAAGAAGGGAGAGGAAAACAGUGGUGGAACCUGAGAAGAACGUGUUUCCGAAUAGUUGAACAUAACUGGUUUGAGACCUUCAUUGUCUUCAUGAUUCUCCUUAGUAGUGGUGCACUGGCAUUUGAAGACAUAUAUAUUGAUCAGCGAAAGACAAUUAAGACAAUGUUGGAAUAUGCUGACAAGGUUUUCACUUACAUUUUCAUCCUGGAAAUGCUUCUAAAAUGGGUGGCAUAUGGCUAUCAAACAUAUUUCACCAAUGCCUGGUGUUGGCUGGACUUCUUAAUUGUGGAUGUUUCAUUGGUCAGUUUAACAGCAAAUGCCUUGGGUUACUCAGAACUUGGCGCCAUCAAAUCUCUCAGGACACUAAGAGCUCUGAGACCUCUAAGAGCCUUAUCACGAUUUGAAGGGAUGAGGGUGGUUGUGAAUGCCCUUUUAGGAGCAAUUCCAUCCAUUAUGAAUGUGCUUCUGGUUUGUCUUAUAUUCUGGCUAAUUUUCAGCAUCAUGGGCGUAAAUUUGUUUGCUGGCAAAUUCUACCACUGUAUUAACACCACAACUGGUGACAUGUUUGACAUCACCGAAGUGAAUAAUCAUUCUGAUUGCCUAAAACUAAUAGAAAGAAAUGAGACUGCCCGAUGGAAAAAUGUGAAAGUAAACUUUGAUAAUGUAGGAUUUGGGUAUCUCUCUUUGCUUCAAGUUGCCACAUUUAAGGGAUGGAUGGAUAUAAUGUAUGCAGCAGUUGACUCCAGAAAUGUGGAACUCCAGCCUAAGUAUGAGGAAAGUCUAUACAUGUAUCUUUACUUUGUUAUUUUCAUCAUCUUUGGGUCCUUCUUUACCUUGAACCUGUUUAUUGGUGUCAUCAUAGAUAAUUUCAACCAGCAAAAAAAGAAGUUUGGAGGCCAAGACAUCUUUAUGACAGAAGAACAGAAGAAAUACUAUAAUGCAAUGAAAAAAUUAGGAUCGAAAAAGCCACAAAAGCCUAUACCUCGACCAGGAAACAAAUUUCAAGGAAUGGUCUUUGACUUUGUAACCAGACAAGUUUUUGACAUAAGCAUCAUGAUUCUUAUCUGUCUCAACAUGGUCACAAUGAUGGUAGAAACAGAUGACCAGAGUGAAUAUGUGACCAGCAUUUUGUCACGCAUCAACCUGGUGUUUAUUGUGUUGUUCACUGGAGAGUGUGUGCUGAAGCUCAUCUCCCUCCGCCAUUAUUAUUUUACCAUAGGCUGGAAUAUUUUUGAUUUUGUGGUUGUCAUUCUCUCCAUUGUGGGCAUGUUUCUGGCUGAGCUGAUAGAAAAAUACUUUGUGUCCCCUACCCUGUUCCGAGUGAUCCGGCUCGCCAGGAUUGGUCGAAUCUUGCGUCUGAUCAAAGGGGCCAAGGGAAUCCGCACGCUGCUCUUUGCUCUGAUGAUGUCCCUUCCUGCCUUGUUUAACAUCGGCCUCCUGCUCUUCCUGGUCAUGUUCAUCUACGCCAUCUUUGGAAUGUCCAACUUUGCCUAUGUCAAGAGGGAGGUUGGAAUUGAUGACAUGUUCAACUUUGAGACCUUCGGCAACAGCAUGAUCUGCCUGUUCCAAAUCACCACCUCUGCUGGCUGGGACGGAUUGCUAGCACCUAUUCUCAACAGUAAGCCACCUGAUUGUGAUCCUAAUAAAGUUAACCCUGGAAGCUCAGUUAAGGGAGACUGUGGAAACCCCUCUGUGGGGAUUUUCUUUUUUGUCAGUUACAUCAUCAUAUCAUUUCUGGUUGUGGUGAACAUGUACAUCGCUGUCAUCCUGGAGAACUUCAGUGUUGCUACCGAGGAAAGUGCAGAGCCCCUAAGUGAGGAUGACUUUGAGAUGUUCUACGAGGUUUGGGAGAAGUUUGAUCCUGAUGCCACACAGUUUAUGGAAUUUGAAAAACUAUCUCAGUUUGCCGCUGCUCUCGAACCCCCCCUCAAUUUGCCACAACCGAACAAACUCCAGCUCAUUGCCAUGGAUUUACCUAUGGUCAGUGGUGACCGAAUCCACUGUCUUGACAUCUUAUUUGCUUUUACAAAGCGGGUCCUGGGAGAGAGUGGAGAGAUGGAUGCUCUCCGAAUACAGAUGGAAGAGCGAUUCAUGGCUUCCAAUCCAUCAAAGGUCUCUUAUCAGCCAAUAACUACGACUUUAAAACGGAAACAAGAGGAGGUGUCUGCCGUGAUUAUUCAGCGUGCUUACAGGCGCCACCUUCUAAAGCGAACUGUAAAACAAGCUUCAUUUACGUAUAAUAAAAAUAAAAUCAAAGGUGGGGCUAAUCUUCUUGUAAAAGAAGACCUAAUAAUUGACAGAAUAAACGAAAACUCGAUUACAGAAAAAACUGACCUGACCAUGUCCACAGCAGCUUGUCCACCUUCCUAUGAUCGGGUAACAAAGCCAAUCGUGGAAAAACAUGAGCAAGAAGGCAAAGAUGAAAAAGCCAAAGGGAAAUAA